CCGCUCCCCCUCUGGCCAUGGCGGCCAAGGUGGACCUCAACACCUCCACCGACUGGAAGGAGGCCAAAGCUUUCCUGAAGGGCCUGAGUGACAAGCAGAGGGAGGAGCAUUACUUCUGCCGAGACUUUAUCAAGCUGAAGAAAAUACCAUCCUGGAAGGACUCGGCCAAAGGGGCUGGUGGCAAGGAGGACGAGCCCGAGUACAAGAAGGACAAGACCCUGAAUGAGAAAAUCUCGCUCUUCCGCGGAGACAUCACCAAACUGGAGGUGGACGCCGUUGUGAACGCGGCCAACAGCUCCCUGCUCGGAGGCGGCGGCGUGGACGGCUGCAUCCACUGUGCUGCGGGGCACCUGCUGACCGAGGAGUGCCGCACUCUUCACAGCUGCGAGACGGGCAAAGCCAAGAUAACGGGGGGCUACCGCCUGCCCUCCAAGUAUGUCAUCCACACCGUGGGGCCCAUCGCUCAGGGAGACCCCAGCCCCAGCCAGGUCCCGGAGCUGCAUAACUGCUACCUGAACAGCCUGCAGCUGGCACUGGAAAACCGCCUGAGAUCAGUGGCCUUCCCUUGCAUCUCCACAGGGGUCUUUGGUUACCCCAAUGAAGCCGCAGCCGAAGUAGUUCUGGGCACCCUCCGACAAUGGCUGGAAGAACACAAGGACAAGGUGGAUCGACUGAUCAUCUGCGUGUUCCUGGAAAAGGAUGAGUUGAUCUACCACAAGCAGCUGCCUCACUUCUUCCCCGUGGCCUGAUGCUGUCCCUCCCCACUCCCCAAGACUGAUGCUCCCACGGGGCUGCAGUCCCAGCUCUGAGGACAUGAGACUGUUCACCCCCUCCAAACUACCCUAAAACCCAGGACCUCUUUUCCCCCAAGACCCUCCCACAGGAAUGAGGGUCUCCCAGUAUUCAAUAAAGGCUUCU
Messenger RNA from Dromiciops gliroides (monito del monte), 918 nucleotides. RefSeq names its product ADP-ribose glycohydrolase MACROD1-like. Gene Ontology annotation, biological process: DNA damage response; peptidyl-glutamate ADP-deribosylation; purine nucleoside metabolic process. The coding region runs from base 18 to 749 and encodes 243 amino acids. Gene Ontology annotation, molecular function: ADP-ribosylglutamate-[protein] hydrolase activity. Lineage: Eukaryota; Metazoa; Chordata; Mammalia; Microbiotheria; Microbiotheriidae. The record is from RefSeq and is a predicted model, not a curated record. The transcript has a single exon. Gene Ontology annotation, cellular component: nucleoplasm.